This is a messenger RNA of Ostrinia nubilalis (European corn borer), 969 nucleotides long. Its product is annotated as collagenase-like. Gene Ontology annotation, biological process: proteolysis. Lineage: Eukaryota; Metazoa; Arthropoda; Insecta; Lepidoptera; Crambidae. The transcript is spliced from 5 exons. The record is from RefSeq and is a predicted model, not a curated record. The coding region runs from base 35 to 898 and encodes 287 amino acids. Gene Ontology annotation, molecular function: serine-type endopeptidase activity.
AACUAUCUAUUUAGCGUUCAUUAACACUAACAACAUGAAGGUACUUCUUGGGUCAGUGGUUCUGGUCUUGGCCAUCGCGGCUUCUUAUGCUGAGGGGCCAUUUAACUACCAUCAGAGGAUUGGCAUUCCUGAGGCAGCUAAGAUCAGAAGGACUGAGGAAGAUGCGGCCAAGGCUGGUGUCGAUCUCAGAAUCGUUGGUGGAUCCAAUGUUGACAUCUCCCAAGUACCUUACCAAGUUGGUCUAGUCAUCCAAAUCCUAUGGAUCCUGACUUCUGUGUGCGGAGGCAGCUUGAUCACAAACACCCGUGUGAUCACCGCUGCCCACUGCCACCAUGACGGUAGCGUCACCGCUCAGUCCCACACCGUCGUGCUCGGCUCCAACACUAUCUUCAGCGGUGGUGUACGUCAGACCACCUCUAACAUUGUCAUGCACCCUCAGUGGAACCCGUCAACCGUUGCUAAUGACGUUGCCGUCAUUAGGAUUAACGCUGUUACUUUCACCAAUGUGAUCCAGCCCAUCUCUCUGCCCAGCGGAUCUCAGCUAAAUAACAACUUCGUAGGCCAGGUCGGAAUUGCUUCUGGAUUCGGACGCACUUCUGAUGGUGCUAACAUCCCGAACAACCAACUCGUGAGCUGGGUGAGACUGCCGAUCAUCACCAACCAGGCGUGCGCCUCAGUCUUCGGACCCUUCAUCUUCAGUAGCACCAUCUGCACCAACGGUUCUGGUGGUCUGGGCACGUGCCAGGGAGACUCUGGCGGUCCUCUCGCUGUGGAAGUUGGCAACUCUAGGGUCUUGGUCGGUGUGACUUCCUUCGGUGCUGCUGCCGGUUGCCAAGCUGGAUUACCUGCGGCGUACGCUCGCGUCACCUCAUUCGUCUCCUGGAUCUUGGCCAUAUAAGUAAAAUGAUCUAAUGAACCCUACCUGAUCUGUAACGUGUGAUUGUUAUUAAAUAAUUUUAAAAAAUUUUU